Messenger RNA from Labrus bergylta (ballan wrasse), 4621 nucleotides. The record is from RefSeq and is a predicted model, not a curated record. Lineage: Eukaryota; Metazoa; Chordata; Actinopteri; Labriformes; Labridae.
AGGGUCCAAAAAUAACGACAUUUGUUGGGUCAUGAAAUUGUUAUUUUUUUCUCGUGAAUUUGAAAAGCUGCCAGUAGGUGUCGCUGUCCGUGUGAGAGUGUGUUUUAGAUAACACAACAGCCUGAGAGGUGAUAAACAUUAAAUCACUCUGGGACUUAAACGUCGUUACCUCACACUUCAUUCAUUAUUUGAAAAACAUUUCUAGUGUCCAAAACGUCUCUGCUCCUGCAAAAGAAACACACAGCGCCCAUGUGGAUAUGCAGAGGUUCAUGUGGCCUGGUUAUAAGAUGCAGCUCCUUGCAGAGUUGCAGAAACAACAGAACAACACCCAGUUCUGCGAUACUCUGUUGCAAACUGAAGGUAUCUCAAUCCCCGCCCACAGUUGCAUCCUUGCAGCUCUCAGUCCCUACCUGUCCCGGAAGCUGUCAGCAUCCACCUCUCUGUCGGGUGAGAAGCACCAGCUCCAGCUGCAGGCUCUGAAAGCCCAGACCCUGCUUAAGAUGGUCGGUCUUCUUUACUCUGGGCAGCUAGAAGUAAAAGGAAGCGUGGAGAAAAAUGAUGUGCUGUCUGCAGCCCGCCAGUUGGGGAUCACAGAUCUUGUUGAAGGACAGAAUUGGCAGAUGAAGGAGAGAGAACCACAGAAAAAGGGUUCACUAUGUAGCAGAGAUAAAGAAGAGAGAAAUGAAAGUCUAAAAAUGCAAGAUGCACAACAAGUCCAGUUAGACUUUGCUGUAGCGAGAACUGCAGAUUCUCCACCUGAAGAGAGAAGCUGUGUAUCCAUAGGCACACAAACUAUUGCAACUGGUGAAAAGGCUGUGAGCAGCUCUUUUACUCACUCCAGCCAAACUAAAGCUUCAACCCAAGAGCCUGCAUCCUCUCUACCUAAGUACAGUACAUUACUAACCCAAAACUUCUGCUCUUCUUCCUGCCCAACCAUUCCCUUCAUGCUCAGUGAGGCAUCAAGUGAUGGAGUGUCUACAUUAGAUCCAUCCUCUGACAGCGUCACCAACCCCACAUCCACCUCUGCCUCGUCCAAAAAUGUGAUGGCUUUGCAAUUUUUACUUGAUGAAGACUCGAGCUCAAGCGCUACACCUCAGGAACACAUUACAUAUCAACAGUCAUCAGAGGGAGCGAAAAAUGGCAAGUUGGCUGAUGGCUGUGAAAACACAGAGGAGAUGAACCUCCAUAACCAUCGAGAGGAUCCACGUAGAGAAGGAAAAUGUACCUCUAAAGAGAAGAGGCAAGAUCAUGCACAUUUAGGGAUGAGGAGUCUGGCUAAGAUGAAACAAAUGCACAAGAUGAUGGAGGCCACGCAGAUUUCUAUCAAGGUGAAGCUGAGGAGGAGGACUGAAGAACAAGUGUGGGAGGUUGUGAACAGGCAAGACUCGGAUGAAACAUUAGCUGCUCUAGCUUCCCUGCAACAGGAUGGCUCCAACCAUAAAAGGCCGCAGACAGACCUUACAAAUGAUGCUCCUCCAUCCACAUCAGUCCAGCCAGAUUCGAUCUCUAAACCAAAGAGCCCGCCUCCUCAACCUGCCACCAGCAACUCCACUGACCCACAGCCACCUCACUCCGACACCACCUCCAACUCCCAGAUCCAAAAUGGUGGACUCGAUCCGGUCCCGCUCCCCCAGCCUUCAGGCCAAGUGGAGGACUCUGAUGAGCAGAUUGAGAAGCUGCUGGAAGACAUCAUGAUGGGUCUGAACAUCCUGCCUAGCUUAGAGGGAGACCCUAAGAAGUCUCAUCUACUUCAACCGAGCAACGAGCGAGCACCUGCCACCUGCCAGAUCCGACCUGCAGAGAACGACGCAGUGACCGGUCAGAUGCAUGCUGGUGUUGAUGCAGCAGUGUGUGAAUGCUGUCAGGAUCUUGGGACACAAAUUGGCCUCUCUUCAACAGAAUCAGGUAUCCAUUGUUGUUUUACACUUCAGAACCAGCCCAGCUGCUCAAGCCUUUCAUCGGUUCAGUCGGAUGUUGUACCAGCCAGGCAGCAGCAGCAGCUGUGCUCUCCUCAAAAUCCAUACUCCGUCACAUCCAUGAGCCAAAGACCUGGACCGAGCCACCAGGACAUGUCGCUGUCUAAAAGUCCAAAUCCAAGCAAUGAAGUUCCCACAGCUAUAGUCAUUCCUGUAGCUCUCUACUGUACUGGGCAAAUAAUACAAUACCCAGAAGUCAGUCUUCACAAGUCUUCACAAGAGGAUCAGAACAGCCUGGAGAUUCUACCCCGGACAGAUGUUCCUGAUGCACCAUCCUCACUCUCUGUUUCUUUACCAUGCAUGGAGGACUUCCAGCUCCCUCCAUGUCUCUCUCCUUUGGAGUCACCUUCCUCAGCAGCGAAACAUCAGUAUAACUUCAGCAACCUGACGAGCCAUAGCGACAAAAUCCAGCUGCAGCCAUGUCUGCAUAGGCCACCAUGGCUCACUGAAGACCCUGGAUCACUACAGUAUCCUCUCAUUGCCAUCACUCACAACAGAAGUACAGGUGGAUCUUCACCACGAGAGAAGAACAACGGCUGUUGGGAAAAGUGUCAGCAGGGGGAUCUGACUCCACAAACUGGAGGAACCUGUGCAGAGUCAGGCCAGGUGAAUGAACGAAGAACAAUAUCAGCAGAUCAACACAAUGUAGAAGAAGGGAAGUCUCCACCCAAGAAGAUGAAGACAUAUGAGAAAUGUAAACAAAGUGAAGCAGAUACUGCAGCGCCUGGAAGGAGAAAGAGAAGUCGUCUCCAAGACGCUGUGGGUUCUCUUUCCCACAAAGAAGUGAACGAUGGUGAUGCAACACAGAGUCAGUUCAACAUCAGCGUUUGUUCUGUCCGUCUGUCGAGCAACAACGUGUUGGCAAAGAAAAGAGAACAGGCCACCAGUUCAUCAAACAUGCCUGACACUCCUGCAGCGACACAAAAUGAACCGUCAAAUAUUACAGAAAACCGGACGGAGAAAACCAGAGAGCCUCGCGGUGGGAUCAGGACCAGAAGCUUUUUGAAAAAAGCUCAAGAGACUGCAAAUAGCACAAGCCCACAACAUUCCUCUGUUUUGAAAACUAUCGACCAUGAAGCUACGUUCGGGAACAAACAAGGUGAGUCAUGCCCCAAACGGAAACGUGGAAGGCCCCCGAAAGUGAGGCGUCAAAAGAGUCCAGAGAUCUCUCAUACCAUCACUGAGCAAAAGGAUGACUCUGCUAAAAAUGAGCCCAACAGUAGUUUGUCAAAAAAGGAGGAGGGAAGAACAGCAGAGAGAAAGUGUGAGAAACGGAGGAGGAAUAGAAGUCGAGUUGGGGUAGUUCCUCUGAAGAAGACCUCGAGGGCUGAGAGCACAACAGAGAAAGACCUAAACAACAACGAGGAUCCAGCCGUGAGGAAACCCAAACAACCUUGCAUGGUCACUUUAAAGGAGUUUCAAAAGCUUUUCAGACAGCGGCAUUUAAAAACCAGGAUGUCAGAAGAAAACCGGGAUGAGAAAAUGAAUAAAACCGCAAGAAAGGAAGAAAAUGAUGAAGACAGUUUCCCAAGAAGUGGAUGUGAAGAAUCAACCAGGGAGACAGAAAUAGGUCUCAUUCAGCCUGAUGACACCGAGGGGAUCAGAGAGUCGCACAGUAUCUUGGAUGUCACAGUUGAUAAAAAACAAAAUCACAUUUUAAACAACAAGGAUAGUGAGUCACAGAAAGAAGAAACACACAACUCUACUGGUGAGGAGGCCUGUUUGUUUGGUGAAGAGCAGCACUCAGUGUUUUCCUCUGAUGUUUGGGGAGGAGAUGUGGAAGCGUUAGCAGCAGAGAGGGAGCAGCCACUCCGGAGUCGACAUGAAGCUCCGACUUGUGAUGGAGCAGUGUCAACACAGCAGACUAUCAAUGACGAUGGAGCUUCUCAUAAUGACUCCAAUUUGGCACAAGACAUUAUGCCUUUGGACCACAUUAUAAACCCCCAGACCCCUAAGAGGACUGGUCUGCCGCUGAUGGAUGCUGAUGGCUGUAAGAAGAGCUCAGGCUGUGAUCAAAAAGAAGUGAAUGAGGAGGAGGAGGAAGUGGAGGUAGACGUUCUGCUUUACUCACCGGACAAAGCGCCUCAGACCAGAUAUUGUGAGAAAGGACAGGAAAACGUGGACAUUAUUCCAGAGGAGGAGGAGGAGGAAGAAGAGGAGGAUGUGAAUGAGAUUGAUGUGACUGGAGAUGAAGCAGAGUGACCUUUUGACCUUAAAUUGUAAUUGGUUUUUACUCUGACAUGUUAAGCCGUUGGUUAGACUGAGCCUAAACUUAUGUUCUAGUUUAUGGAUGUUCAUAGAGAUUCCAGAGGAAGUGAGAUAACUGUGUCCCUCCCUCUCUGUUUCCACCAUCAGCCAUCAGGUGAUUUAAAGCUUUGUCCAUGAAAGAAUCACAGACUGAGGGACAGUUUUGACCUCCAUUUGGUUCCAUUUAAAGGUUCAAUGUUAUGUUUGUUUUGCCAUUAACAAUAAUGCCUUAGCAUUAAUACAAAUAGGGAACCAACGUUCUUAUUGCUGUUUAGAUUUAUCCUUUGUAUUUGUAAAUAGUUUCAUUAAUUUUACAUUUUCACUGAACGUUGAUUUGGCAGACUGAUUAGGUAAAAGUACUUGAAGUGAUGACGUGUUUAAAAAGGAACCUUAUUUUG